Molecule: messenger RNA, 2982 nt
Organism: Cladocopium goreaui
Lineage: Eukaryota; Dinophyceae; Suessiales; Symbiodiniaceae
Source: the annotation of a GenBank genome assembly
AUGGACCUACCCGUCGAAGAACUCAUCCGAGAAAUCGGUCACGACGGUUCAGAGAUCAUCUCUGAUCUACCUGAGCCAACGUGCCGCCGUGGUUUCCAUCCACAAGAGUGCAUCCAAGUUGCACUGAAGCGUGGGUUCUCUGUCACUCCCAUCGAAUUAUUCCCUCGCAUUAUCAACCCUGCCGGUGAGGACAUUGUUGUUCUCUACGACGGUAAGGAAGAGAUGAAUUGGCUGGCUUUCCGCUGGGCUAUUGGCUUCGGCCGGGGAGUGAUGGAGUGCAGGACGAGUGGCGGUAAGGGGCAUGCGGUUGCCUACGACCACAACACCAUUCUCGACCCCGACUUCGGGGAGGAACCCUACACCAAUGCCUCCCUACUUCGUCGCGGUCUGUACUCAAAUCGGAUGAUCAAUCAAGAGUUAAUCCAGGACAUGGCAAACAACGGCCCGGCGGCCACCAAAGAAAUCAAUCAACAACUUUAUGAACGACUGCGAACCGGAGAUGCCACGGCCCGGGACGAAAUGAUCACAGCCAACAUGCCGUUAGUGAUCGCCAUUGUCAGUGAUUACGUGGAAGCAUUUCCCAAAGCAUCCCACCUCACAGACGACUUGGUCAGCGAAGGAAUGCUGGCGCUCUGUGAAUCCGUUGACAAGAUUUCUAACGGCCACAAUUGCCAGAACCCAUCAGGUUGGUUAGGUGCCUGCAUCGGUGAAAAGAUCGGCAAGAUCAUGGAUCAGGAACAACUGAUUGGGUCCACACGAACACGAAGACGUGCUCGCAAGGACAACAAAGAUAUGCCCGAGCGGGUCUUCGAACUGCCGGACAAUCCUGACCAUCACGACCCAGUCAGCAUGCUCGAACUCCGCGAAGAGAUCAACGCAUGUUGUGAGUCGGAUGAGGACUACAUGAUCGUCGAAUUGCGUGAGAAGGGACACACCGAUACGGACAUCGCCAAGCAACUCGAUAUGCCGUACACGACGACCUACAUGCGACGUCCGAACCGAGAUGCGAGGCGAAGUGUGAUUAAGCGAAUUCUGCUCGAUAUCGAUGACGUCUGUAACGAGUGCUCGAAGUACGCACUCCAGUGGUUAGGCGUCCCGUUCGACUAUGACAACUUCUACGAGAAGUAUCCCACCGAGUUGGGCUAUCAGAUCGUUGAAGUUGCCAAUCGGGCAUUGGGAUACAAACGAUUCGAUGUUCCCGGCUUCUGGAACAUGAUCCCCCAGCAGUUCUGGGCAACCUGCCCUGCGACUGCGGAAUUCACCAAAAUCUUCGACCGCUGUUGCCAACUGGUUGGUUGGCAAAACGUCUGCUUCUUGACCGGACCCACGAAGGACCCCGGUUGUUUGGCUGGAAAGCUGGAGUGGAUUCAGAAGAACGCUCCACCUUCGAUGCACCGCCAGUACAUCAUCAGCCCCCGAAAGCACUUCUGUGCCCAUCCUGAGGCUCUGUUGAUCGACGACAACCCUCGGAACAUCGCCGAUUUCAAGGCUUGGGGCGGCCACGGAAUUCUCGUCCCACGGCCGUGGAAUGAAAACCACGGAAUCAAUGGUCAAUCAAUGCGUAACGCGCUCUUGCUGAUCUUCAUCGUUGUUUCGGUGGCGACGUUGGCGGCCGAUCGAUAUGUCACCGUGCAAUUCAUGGAGGAAUGUCAGCGAGAAAACAAUCACAACACGCAGGAACUCGCCUACAUCAAAGAAGUGUUGUCCGCUCAGAUUCGUUACGAACGCCUAGUGACGGUUUCGAGCUACCUGGCUGAACAGAACAAAGAACUCAAAGACGCCGGAAUGAAUCUGUUCAAAGCCUAUCAACAAGAGUUGAUCUUCACAAACACGGAUUGGAAAUUCCAGAGAAACAGGGAAGAAACCCUGACCCCGAGACGUAAUAAACACAUGAAACGACGCGAAUUCCUCCAACUGGCCCAUACCUACCGGCCGGGCAAAGACAACAUCAAUGGUCACUACAUCUCUGAGAAGCUCGAUGGAAGUCGGUGCUUCUGGGACGGUGGGCUCACCCGCGGAAUGAAGACCAAAGACGUUCCGUGGGCCUCGGUCACCGACCCGAAGACUGGUAAGCCCAAGAAGAAGAUCAAGCCCAUCGCCACAGGGCUCUGGAGCCGAUAUGGCAAUCCGAUCAUGGCCCCAGACUGGUUUCUGAAUUCACUCCCUGUCUGUCCGCUGGAUGGUGAACUGUGGGCUGGGCGUGGGACCUUUCAACUGUGUCGCUCGAUCUGUGCGGGUGACACACCAGACCCACGAUUCAACCAGAUUCAGUUCGCUGUGUACUCCUCACCACCUUUGGACAAGUUGUUCCAAGACGGUGAGAUCAAGAACUCGAAUUUCCAUUGCGAGUUGCGGCAGGCAGAGAUCGAGGAAUUUGUCUUCAACCGCAUGGAGCAUGUCCCUGGUUUCAAGUACGUGCAGCCGGGCAGCACUUUCGAUGGAGAGUUACUGUUCCUGCGUGACAACCUUGAAACCCAAAGCCGCUGCUACCUGCAUCGGCAAGUAAAGCUAACUGGCCACGACCACGUUGAGCAGUUCCUGCAAGACGUGCUCGACCAAGGCGGUGAGGGAGUGAUCCUCCGUGACCCGGGCUCCUAUUGGACGCCUAAGCGUCACCGCGGAAUCCUGAAAUACAAGCCUUAUGACGACGCCGAAGCCAAGAUCAUAGGAUUCCGCGCGGGUAAAAAAGGCAAGCAAGGGAAUGUCUUAGGCAAGAUUGGCACACUCAUAGUACAGACCGUGAGUCUCAAGAAGAACGUAACUUUCGAGAUUGGCUCCGGAUUAACACUCUUGGAGCGUGAGAUAAACGACCUAAAGACCUCUGAAUGGGCAUGCGAAAACCCAGGAGAAGUGAUCCCCGACCCGAAGGGGAAGAUGACGCACUUCGAUUGGGGCGACAUCGUGACGUUCAAAUUCAGGGAACUUUCUGAUGACGGUGUACCGAAGGAAGCACGCUACUUCCGGAAGCGAAAUGAAUGCUGA